Messenger RNA from Hypanus sabinus (Atlantic stingray), 7480 nucleotides. RefSeq lists its product as uncharacterized. Bases 700 to 1272 code for a protein of 190 amino acids. The record is from RefSeq and is a predicted model, not a curated record. The transcript is spliced from 8 exons. NCBI's taxonomy places the organism in Eukaryota, Metazoa, Chordata, Chondrichthyes, Myliobatiformes, Dasyatidae.
AUUUCAUUCCGAAGGAGCAGGUGACUCUGUGCUGGGACGUUUAAGGUGAAACACUUGCCCCGGGCAGGCCGGUACCUGCUGGGCGGAGCUUCGAAUCCCGCUGUGCGUGGGCGGCUCGAAUUCACAGCCUGGGAUCUGCAGACUUUAACGAGAGGACGUCCGUCCCACGUUUGGGGUCGAGCAAGCUUUCCGGACCGAUUAGAUGCGAUGGACCCUUACCAUUAUCCGUGGGCGCCAGGCUGGGGACAGCUGGGAUUGAAUAAUAAGGAGAGAACCUGUGAAAUCGGCCCAGGAAUCAACUGAGAAGAUAAAUGCGGACGUGAGGAAUCAACCCGGUGAACCUCCUCUGCAGCGCCACCAAAGCCAGACCCGACAGCUGUGUCCGGUGGGUGGAACCAUGGCUGCGGUGUCCACCUCUUCCCCAGGCCGAGGAUGUCAGUAGCGGGCUGCCCCGCUCCAGCGCACAAUGAACAGCGAGGAGCGGCAGAGAUCCCUACCGGCAGCGUCGCAGGAGUUGCCAGUCAGCGUUGAAGUCAACUUAGGAACUGCAGCUCCGGAGUUUUCCCUCUGAGUUUACUAUCGAAUCCUUUCUCAUCAGUUGUUCCAGCCAUAAGGUAGCGGAGGUUUGAGAUCAGAGUAUUCCUUCCAGUCGAGCUGUCAACCGCGGCUGACGAGCCACAUCUGCCCGAAACGGCAAUUAUGAAGACUCUUGCCCCGUCUCCUGUCAGUAGAAACUGUUCCGUCGGGGGUAACAAUGCUGCCCGUGCUUCUGCUUGUCGCCUCGCUGGCCAGCAUGGCCAAGGCUUGAGCAAAGAUCAUUGCUUGGGAUAUGAUGUCCUCUGCACCACUGCGGAUUAUGAGUUCCGCCGUUACAAUGAAUCGGUCUGGGUCGGAGCGUACGUCAGCCGGGACUUCUUUGACAGAACUGACUCGUACCCGCUGUACCACUAUUUCAAAUGGCAAAACUCGGAAGGGAUGGAGAUCCAAUUGACUGGACAAGUUCUCGUUUCAGUCACCGUGUGGAGAGUGCUUGCAGUCUACUUCAUGCUUCCUGAAGAGCUUUGGGACAAUCCUCCAACAGCAACCAACCCACGAGUGUUUAUCACUCCUUUCCCGAUGAUGGAUGUGUUUGCCAGGAAUAACCUUCGACAUGCCAUAAUCGGCGCAACGGAUUUCAACCGCACGCUCACUGAGCAGAAUGUCCCUGUCAACAAUUCCAACUUCUUCGUGUAUGCCUGCUUGGGGUCUGCAGCUUUAGGUAAAAGAGUGUAAAUGAAUGUGGAAUGUUCUGUGUGCGAGCGGGGUGGUAAAUGAACCAGAGCCGCUGCAGUAUCGAUUGGGUGUCAGUCCCUACGGAACGGUGGGACGCUCUGGCGCUGUCAGAUAGAAGGCUCGCUCAUCACACUGCUCCUCCGAGGGGUGAAACGGUAUGAAAGGCUACACUGUUUGUCCCGAGAGAGAAGCUCGGUCAGUGUUCCAGAGAACCCUCCGGUUCCGGCAUCAAUACAGGGAAGGAAUUUGGUGGGAUUGUUGAACUUGAUGUUGACUCCUCAGUGGUCAAUGUGCCCAGAGGGAAGAUGGGCUGGUAUCCCGGCGCUGCCCCUGAGCAUCUUUGGAAGGGUUCAGGCGUCGGGUGGCAGUGAUAAGGGAAGAGUUGUUCACAGUUAACUGGUUGAUGUGCGGUCUCUAAUUCUUUAUUUGUUUUUUCCACAACCACGUUUAGCGAGUCAGAGCUGUUCGGGCAUUUGUCGCAAGGGUAAGUGCAGGGGAAUGUUGUGACUGUGAUCGGGUCAGUUAAUGAAUCCGAGACGCUGCGGUAUCAGGUGGGUCAGGAACAGAAAAUAUGGAACACUAGACCUCUAUGUUCGCCCUUUAUCCUUGAUUGUUGCCGACUCAAGACCUUCAUUCCUACACAGCCGUCAUUUUAUUUUCUAUUAUCUUAAAUUUAUUUCUAUUUCUUAAAUGUACCUGAUAGAUAUGUCUCUUUCCGGACUCCUGACAACGCGUUCCACACACCCACCAUUAUGUGUAAAUACAUACGCCAGGCAGCCCCUAUACCUCCGUCUAAAUACUUUUAAGUUAUAUCUCUUGGUAGUUAUUUCCACACUGGGAAAAAUUUUUUUUGGACAUCCACAUGCCCUAUGCCGUUUAUCUUUUACAACCCUAAGCAGUCGCCUUUCACCCACUUCGCUCUAAAAGAAAAAGCCAUAGCUCUCUAAACCUGUCCUCAUAUGAAUAUCCCUCUAGUCUAGGCAGCAUUCUGGUAAAUCUCAGUUUUUCAGCUUCGAAAGCUGUUACAUACAUUAUGUAAUGAGGCGACCAGAAUUGAGCACAAUAUCCCAAGUUUAGAUGAGCGGCAACAUUACUCGCGGCUUUGAAAUCAACCCCUCGACGACUGAGGCCAACAUCUCAUGUAGUUUCAGAACUACCUGUUCAACUUGCGUGUCAACGUUGAUGAGUCUAUGAGCGUGAAACUAAAGAUGACUCUGUUCUUGCACACUGAUAAUGAACCUGUCAUGAACCCUGCAUCUUGCAUUCAAAUUCGACUUUGCAAAGUGUAUCACUUCACACUUUUCCACAUUGAGCUCAGAGUUUGCCAAUUCUCAGCCCAACUUUGCAUUCCUCAUUGCCCUAUUGUAACCUACAUCACAAUCCACACUAUCCCGAAAUGUCAUCUGGACAUGCAACAGCCUAAUCACCCGCUUCCCGAACAGAUUUCUGCAGAACACCUCUUGUCACCGACCUGCAAGUGAAAUACCCUCCAACUGUUACCACACUCUGUUUUCUGUGGUUAAGCUAGUUUUAUCUACAGUAACCACGUUUGUCUGCCGCCCAUAGCUGAGAAAGUUUUCCUAAAAUCUUCAUCAGUGUGCUUUGUCUAAUAAUUAAGAAUUUGAUUCCGUUCCUGAGACAUGUCCUGCUCCUCUCACAGCCAUGAUCAGACUAUCGUUCUUCAACUGUCCAGAAAUGCUGUCGAAAUAUAUCCUCCAACAGUUUGACCGCACGUACGUUAGACCUACUGGUCUGUAUUUCCCAGCGUGUUCCCGGUUUCCUUCCUUGGUCAAACGAAUAACAGCUGGCAACGUCCAAUCCUCGGAUACUAUUGCAAUAGCCAGAUGACACAGCAAGGUCAUUACCAAAGGCGCAGCAGUAUCUUCCGUCCCUUCCUGUAGAAGACUGGGAUACAUCCCCUCCGGCAAUACGAAUUUAUGUACCCUAAUGUUUUCGAAAAUUUCAGCUCAUCCUCUUUCUGAACAUCAAUAUGUUCAAGCGUAUCAGCCCCUUCUACAUCAUGCUCACAUUUUGAAAAAUUCCCUCUCAAUUAAGGACCUUCACUAUCUGGGCCGACCUCAGGCACAUAUUUCCUCUGUUAUUCCUGAUCGGUCCUACGCAGUCAUCCGUCUGAUCGUCACAUAAGUGUAAAAGGCCUUUGGGUUUCUAAGCUCCUGCCUGGCUAACUUGUAGUUCAUUUGAAACCUCUUUGAUCCCUGCUUCCUAAAUCUUAAGUCUGCUUCUUCCUCUCUCUGGACUAUCUCUUAUCAACCAUGACUCUUUUACUCUACCAUCGCCGACCCUGUCUCAAAGGGACAAACCUAUCCAGAAGAACAUGCUAGCUCUUCCUUAAAAAAAAUUCUACAGUUCACUUGUGCAUUACCCUGCGUAUAACUCUUCCCAAUUUACGUUUCCAAUUUCCUGACUAAUAGCAUCGUAAUUCGCUCUCCCACCAAUCAACUGAUUUAUAAUACCAUCUCUUCCUAUCCUCAUUCAAUGCCAGGGUAAAGAAUAGGAGUUGUGGUCACUAUCUGUGAUAGGAGGUCUGGCAGUAUCGCAUCGGGAAAUAUGGCAGGUGACCUGGUUCAUUGUUCUAAUAUGGCGUUCAGAUGUAUCACCACUAAUGAGUCGAAACCACUUAUGUGUUCCUCGAACAGAUUCUGCCAAUCUUUUUCUCUGAGGAGGUUCCAGUCAAUAUAAGGGAAGUUAAUGUCACAAUAAUAAACGUCUUUAUGCUUAUAUAUUUCCAAAAUCAAUCUCCUGAAUUGUUCCUCGGUCGUUAUUUGGGUAUUUAACUUGUCCGUCUACUUCAUACUUCCAAUAGCAUAUCUACUCUUCCAGAUUCUGCCUAAAUUCACAUUGACUCACUGAAUGAUCCGAUCACGACUGCUCCAUUUGUGCUGCUGUGAGAUUAUCCGACUCUUGCACUUUUCCCCCAAUCGCGUUUGAAACAUAGAAGCACUGAAACAUCCGGAAGCGAUUCCUGCCCUUGUAACAACAAAGCCUCAGUUAUGACCAUAACCCCGUAGAUCCAUGUACUGAGCUGCUCUCGGAAUUCAGCUCCCUUGUUCCCACACUUCUCGCAUUAAAAUAGGCGCAGUACAAUCCCACCUACUGUCUGUAGGUUCACCGCCUCUCCUUCCUCACAAUGUCCCAAUACGCCACUGUUUCUUCCUUUGACAUAUCCCAUUCCCCUCCCGAAUUAUGUUUCCGCUGCCAGCCACCUCUAUCAAACCCGUCUGAAAGAUUUCCCUCCAGUUCAUGAGGCGAGGUAGUUACAGAAGCGGGUUUUGGGAUACAGGAUCCACCUCUAUUUGGAAAGGUUGGAGUGAUUAGGCAUAGCCAGGGUGUCUUUGUAGAAGGAAAAUCACGUUCCAUAAAUUUGAUCAGGUGUUUUGAACAGGUAAACAAGUGGUCUGACACUGUCCCAAAUUGUAAGAUAGCUGAAAGGUGACAUAAAAUGGAUCCCUCUGGAUAAAUGUAGGUGGAUUGGUGGGAUUGGAGACACGGAUAGAGAGAUGGUGAAGAUGUCUGACCCGGUGCCCCGCAGCUGUAAAAUCAUUGGCACCCAGAGUUGGGAGGUCACCUUACAACUGUUCAUCAUGUUGUUUAGACAUCACCUGCAGGAUUGUGUACACCUGUGGUCACUACAAUAUUGAAGGGAUGUGAUUUUGCUUGUGGGGGCAGAAACAAAGAAUCCCAUGGGCGUAGGAAUUCAUACUACAGACACGGGACUUUCUAGAUUAGAAAAUUCUAGCAAUAAGUCACCCGUCGCUUCUUUGACGCCGCUGUUUUUUUUUCUUUGGAGGGGACCGGUUUAAUGAUGAAGAGAACAAUACUUUCAGUAAAGGGACUGCUCUUCCACUCUCAGGAACAUUCUCCUCAACUCUCUGUUAUAUCUUUCAGUCAGGAGAUAUGGCUCGUUGCCACUGCUGGAUUCGACUGCCCGGCCCCGUGAGUUCAAGGAGGACACUUUGGAUCCUCCGCCUGCUUCCUCUUAAACACCGCUUUCUACAUGCUCUCCACUGUUUAUUCACUCCCAACACCGCCACUCAGUAAUCUCAGCACUGGCCUGUUCACCCGUGGGGUAAUGCCAGACAUCGAAUACCCGUGACCAACCCGUGUGGGAUCAUCACCUACUCUCACAGGGGCCGCAGAGUGGCUGUGUUCGGAGCACAGUUCCGGGACGUUGGCAACUAUGGUCCUUCGGCUGACACAGGACUAUCUGACCUUUGUAAUGCGAUGUGGCCCAGAAAUGAUAUUACCUUGUCGGCCUGGUUCGAUUUGUCACGUUUACCAGACAGAUUGGACGUUUCCUAUAAUCUCUUUCAUUCCCGGCGUAACAGUAUGAUAGAGAACACGUCCAAAACCGCGAGUAAUCCCAGACUGACGUUUGUGGUUUGAGUCAAUGUCUGUGUCUCUUAUGCGAGUGCACGGCGGAAAGUCAAGAGACACGGGCCACUUCUGUCAGACCGCACGGGUUUUUGGCACCAGAGCUAUGUAAAUACUGGGCAGAACAGCCGGUGGAUGUUUGAUAUGAUCCACCUCCUGUGUUGAUAUAACAGUAAACACUCUUGUGUACUCUGAUGGUAUCAGGGGUUCUAAUAUUUCUUUUUCCACGACAUGUGGCGGCUCCUUCUCGGAGCUCACUACUGACCACACUGCCUUUCUGACAUCUGUCCCGCGGUAGUAUAACCAUUUCCCAAAUUAACUGCAUGAAUCAAUAAAGCCAACGCUGUUUGCAUUAACUUGGUCUGCAUCUCUUGUCAAAAGCUCGCUGCUGUGAAAUCUGACUGUUCAUUGGGAAGGUACAUUCAGUCCCACCGGGAAUAACCAGCUCCUAGGGCAGUGAAAACAGCGUGCUGGCACACCCACACUAACAGCUCACCCCUCUUCCCUUGCAACACUGAGCCACUCUGUCAGCUGAUAGUGACGCCGCCUGGGGUGCGGGGAGGGUCAUGUGGAACCGGAGCGGUACACCGUCAGGGAGAAUGCAAGCAGUCACAUUACUAACGUGGGUUACAGCCCAAAUGGUCUCUCCCACCAUAUUGGUAUCACAUGCCGUGAGGUUAGAUAGGUCUGAGUUGAUGGCUCGGAUAGUCAGAGCGCAGGAGGAUAACCUGUCCAUGGGGUAAUGCCAGACUUACCAGCUAUCACUGGGCAGAAGCCAUACUCAUAACAUUCCCCCUCUUAAGCAAUUCCAUCCUUUCGCUGUCAAUCUACUCGGGGCGAAGCACCAAACCCAUAACGCUAUCUUGCAGAGAGAUAGUGGCAUCUGGAAUGGGAGGUGUGAGAAUCAGAGAACAGUGAUAUUAAGAAUCAGCGUGUGGAGAGGGGACAUUCGAUGAGGGGCGUGAUGUGGAUGCCGUUGGAGGUAAUGUUGCUGUAGGAGGGGGUGAUAAUUGUUUAGAGAGAAAGGAUUGGGGUGGACGAUGGGCUCGGAGACGUAAUCAGUAACAGAUCUGAGAAGGGAGCUGUGGCUGGGCGCGACUGUGGAAGUGAUGGGGGGAGCGGGGGACGUGGAUGAGUUCGUAGAGUCUUAUGACCGAGGGUCCCGGGGGAGAGCGCCGUGUGUUUGACGGUGGGGAUGUCAGAAUCAAGUUUAAUAUCACUGGCGCAUAUCUAGACAUUUGUUGUCUUAUGGUAUGGUAAAGUUAUAAAAGAAUAAAUUACAUUGAGAAAUAUAUAUUAAUUACGUAUUUUUCCAUGUAUAAUUAGUUCAUAAAGGGAGGGAAAUUAUGUGGGCGUACACAUGUACUCAUUUUCUAUUCAGAAAUUCGAUGGCGGAGGGUAAGAAACUGUAUCUGAAAUGUUGAAUGCUCAGGCACCGUUAACUGCCCCUGACGGUAGCAAUGAGAAGAGGGCGUGUCCUGCGUGAUGGGGAUACUUAGUGAUCAAUGCCCUAUCUCUGAUCAUCGCCUGUCGAAGAUGCCUUUGGAGCUGGAGGGGACAGUGCCCGACAUCAAUUUAGCUGAGACUGCAACUUUCUGCAGCCUUUCCGAUCCUGCGAUAAAAAUAUUUUGAAAUAAUUUGAUGAACAAAUAUAAAAUACAUGAUUUUAAAAUGAAUAAGAGUAAUGUAAGCAAAAACACUUGGAACUGGAAUUUUGUGUUAACAGAUUAUGACUUUUUUGUUUUGAUAUGAAGAUUGACGCCAAAUAUGUUUUUGUAUAAGUAAGAGGGAUAGGCAUAUUCAGCUGUAGCAUCAG